Monosiga brevicollis MX1 is the source of this 549-nucleotide messenger RNA. RefSeq lists its product as uncharacterized. NCBI's taxonomy places the organism in Eukaryota, Choanoflagellata, Craspedida, Salpingoecidae. The transcript has 5 exons. The record is from RefSeq and is a predicted model, not a curated record. Bases 1 to 549 code for a protein of 182 amino acids.
AUGGCGGCGCGAAGCUUUGCAAACGUGAGCUGGCAGCGCUUGGGCGGUGGGGGUGCAGCAGAAGCAGAGACGGGGUGGUGGGCGUGGAUCACGGCGGGCUUGACCAACGCCGGGCCCAGCAGUCCGUCAAUAAACGGCACGCUCCACAUUACCGCUGAGCAGGUGGUACUGGCGCCGGAUGCAGCCGAUGCACCCCGGCUGAGCGGGUCCAUUGCGGUGCUGGAGGGCUUGGUGCUCGACCAGCCGCUCUUUGGGGCCAACGCCGUCGAGUUUGUGCUCCCGACAGACGACGGUGCACAUGUUCAGCUCCGCGUGAGCUUUCCCGAUGGCGGAGCCAUUGAUUGCUAUACAACCCUGCUCCAUCGUCAUGAGCUCCUAAGAGCUGGUACUCCUCAACCAUUUUCGUCAAACGACGCGCCCAAUCGCGUCCAGGGCAUGGCCGAGGCCAACCAAACGCUGGAUGCAUUCCUGUUGGCCGGCGACGAAUCCCACGGCGAUCGGGUCGCCUACAGCACUUCUGCGACGGCUGCGGCGCGCAAAGAUGACUAA